Molecule: messenger RNA, 984 nt
Organism: Ceratosolen solmsi marchali
Lineage: Eukaryota; Metazoa; Arthropoda; Insecta; Hymenoptera; Agaonidae
Exons: 4
Coding region: 10-795 (261 amino acids)
Source: RefSeq, a predicted model, not a curated record
GUGAUAACAAUGAAAUCUGUAACACUGCUAUCGAUAGGCCUAUUAGUGGUAUCUGUCGUUUGCUUUCCAAAAUUCGAUGAUGGAAGUUUUAAACCUAGUUCUAUAGAUUAUACGGGCAAGUCGAGUAAAUCCCAAGAUCAACUUGCCACACCAACUAAUUUAAAAUCACGCACAGAUUUGGAUUUAUUCAAAAGUGAUAAUGACAUAAUCAAUCGAACUCAAGAGCCACGUUUUGGUUUCACAAACGUCGCAGAUAAUACUGGAUACGGAAUUUCCAGUUAUGCACCAGCGAGAAUUGAUUUAGGAGGACUUCUGUUAGGAGCUGUGAUAGGUAUCGGAACAAUCUUGAUAAUACCAAAAUUGCUAUAUGUUUUAUCGGGCACGUAUGGAGCUUAUGCUAGAAGCGAGGACGGCGGUAUAGCCCAGGUGAUGACAAAGCUGGAUGAUGCUCUUGCUCGCCACGGUGUCGACACCACGAGUUGCAUGCAACGGAUUGCCUGCUCUUAUUCAAAACAGGCUGCAGAGGCGAUGCACAACCUCAAUCUGGAUGAGAGUUCGAACGAGACCGUCUCGGGCAUCGAUAAGUUCGUUGAUAUUCUCUCCUCCAACCAGAUGAUGCGCGCCGCCCUUCAGGGUACAGCAAUACAAGAGGCAAUGGAAACAGGUCGUAAUGGACAGAGUUGUGCCAGAACCUAUCAACAUUGCGGCUUUUCUACGGACACAAUUCUUACCAUCCUCGCCAAACUCGCGGCCAACAAUGUCAUCACUUCCGCCAAGGCCGCAACCAUCGCGUGAUUGAUUAUCCAUAUUAAUUUAUAAAUUUAUUUCGUUGUUGGAUAUUUUGAAGACUACCAAGCCCUGAGAAAAUUCUUGACACUUGUUAAUCUUUGAGCAGGUUCCCUAUAUCAUGCAACCAACUUUUAAUACGUCUCAAGUGCAAAUGUGAUGCCGGUGACGAUACAAAUCGAACUUAACAUCAUAGUU